Messenger RNA from Cygnus atratus (black swan), 2137 nucleotides. RefSeq names its product ATP binding cassette subfamily G member 2 (Junior blood group) (gene ABCG2). The record is from RefSeq and is a predicted model, not a curated record. NCBI's taxonomy places the organism in Eukaryota, Metazoa, Chordata, Aves, Anseriformes, Anatidae. Gene Ontology annotation, cellular component: plasma membrane. Gene Ontology annotation, molecular function: ATP hydrolysis activity; ABC-type transporter activity; ATP binding. The transcript has 15 exons.
AUGUCAGAGUCGAGUACAAACGGCAUCCCGAGCAGCAAGCAGUCCUCUCCAGACUUGGCAAACCAGGGAGGAAGCACACUAACUUUCCACAACAUCUCCUACCAUGUGAAGGUGAAGUCCGGGUUCCUGUGCUGUAGAAAAACAGCCAGUAAAGAAGUUUUGAGAGAUCUCAAUGGCAUCAUGAGACCAGGACUGAAUGCAAUUUUGGGGCCCACUGGCAGUGGUAAAUCUUCGCUGCUCGACAUUUUGGCUGCAAGGAAAGACCCUCACGGGCUUUCUGGUGACAUUUUGAUCAAUGGAGCUCCUCAGCCUGCCAACUUUAAAUGUACCUCUGGAUACGUAGUGCAGGAUGAUGUGGUGAUGGGAACCCUGACCAUCAGAGAAAACUUCCAGUUCUCAGCAGCACUCCGUUUGCCAAAGUCUGUGAAGGAGCAGGACAGAAAUGAACGAGUUAAUCAGAUCAUCAAGGAGCUGGGUUUGAGCAAAGUGGCGGACUCCAAGAUUGGCACCCAGUUCACUCGUGGGGUGUCGGGGGGAGAGCGGAAAAGGACCAAUAUCGGGAUGGAGCUCAUCACAGAUCCCACCAUCCUCUUUUUGGAUGAACCAACCACUGGACUGGAUGCCAGCACUGCUAACGCCGUCCUGCUGCUACUGAAAAGGAUGGCAAAGCAAGGAAAAACAAUCAUCUUCUCCAUCCACCAGCCACGGUACUCCAUAUUCCGUCUGUUUGACAGCUUGACACUCCUGGCCGCGGGGCGGAUGCUGUACCACGGCCCCGCUCAGCAGACCAUCGCCUACUUCCAAUCUAUCGGCUACGAAUGCGAGCCUUACAACAAUCCUGCCGACUUCUUCCUGGACAUCAUCAACGGGGACUCCACGGCGGUGGUGGUGAACAAGACCGAUGAAGCCAACUCAGAGAGCAUUGAAGAACACAUUGAAUACAACACAACCUUGGCUGAAAAGUUAGCAGAAAAAUACUGCAACUCUGCCUACUACCAAGAAACAAAAGCAAUACUAGAGAAUAUUUCUUUGGGAAAUACAAAGAAAACAAAAGCAUUUUUCAGACAAAUUACAUAUACCAAUUCCUUCUGUCAUCAGCUGAAGUGGGUGUCCAGGCGCACAUUCAAAAAUCUGGUAGGAAACCCUCAAGCUUCCAUAGCUCAGGUGGUUGUUACAGUUUUCCUGGGACUGAUUGUAGGUGCCAUUUUCUUUGGACUUAAAAACGACACCGCCGGCCUCCAGAACAGAGUUGGUGCCAUGUUCUUUCUGACCACCAACCAGUGCUUCAGCAGUAUUUCAGCUAUUGAACUCUUUGUUGUGGAAAAGAAGAUAUUUAUACAUGAGUAUAUCAGCGGAUACUAUGGAACAGCUGCAUAUUUCAUCUCAAAGCUAAUGGCUGAUUUGAUACCCAUGAGGAGUUUACCAAGCAUCAUCUUCACCUGCAUAACAUACUUCAUGUUAGGUCUGAAACCGACAGCAGAAGCCUUCUUUAUAAUGCUCUUUACCCUUAUGAUGGUGUCCUACACAGCCACUUCCAUGGCUCUAGCCAUCGCAACAGGACAGAACGUGGUCGCUGUAGCCAACCUAUUCAUGACUAUCACAUUUGUUUUUAUGAUUAUUUUCUCUGGGUUGCUGGUAAAUCUCACGAGCAUCAUGUCCUGGCUUUCCUGGCUCAAGUACUUUAGCAUCCCUCGAUAUGGAAUGACAGCAUUACAAAUUAAUGAACUGUCUGGUCUGAACUUUUGCACCAUCAGUAACAACACAGGGUUACCUGGCAAGAAUAACUUUCAACAGCUAAUCCCUAUGUAAGUAUUUGGGUGGUGUACUGGAGACCAGUAUCUUGAAAAUCAAGGCAUUGACGUGAGUACCUGGGGCCUGUGGCAGAAUCAUGUGGCUCUUGCCUGCAUGACAGUAAUAUUCCUUGCAAUUUCAUACCUGAAACUCCACUUCAUGAAGAAGUUUUCUUAAACCAAGAAAUAAAAACUCAACUGGCUCUGUUCAGCAGCCUGAUAAACUGACCAUGCAACUGACUUGAUUAUUUUUAUGAUACCUCCUUUGUACUUUCCUGAUCGCAAAGCUCUCUGAUGUAAUGCUGAUCUUUGUGUAACAUUAAAGACACAGUGUUAAUGUACUUCGC